Stereum hirsutum FP-91666 SS1 is the source of this 901-nucleotide messenger RNA. RefSeq lists its product as uncharacterized. NCBI's taxonomy places the organism in Eukaryota, Fungi, Basidiomycota, Agaricomycetes, Russulales, Stereaceae. The coding region runs from base 58 to 729 and encodes 223 amino acids. The record is from RefSeq and is a predicted model, not a curated record. The transcript has 6 exons.
CCUGCUAAUACUGUCUCCUGCCCUCAGAGCUCCUUCCUAGUCUUCAUUUUCGACACGAUGCUCUUCACCAGUAUUCUCCUCGUCGCCUUGUCCGCUGCAGGAUCCGAGGCAGCUGUAUCCCGACGCAGCCCUUUCCUACCCCUCGGCAUUUCAGGUACCUCCUUGGUGAGAAGGCAGGUCGACCCCAGUGAUAUUCCAACCGAGUGCCAAUCUGCCUGCACGAGCCCUCUCAACAGCAUCAACAGCUGUGUCACCGCGGAGUGUGGAUGCACAACCAGCAUCGCAUCGGGCCUCGAGGACUGCAUCAACUGUGUCGUGGAUCUCGACCCAACCUCCGAUAACAUUGAGUCGGGACAGGAGACCCUAGAUGCCUAUGACGAAGUGUGCUCUGAAUCGGAUAUCCCUGUGGGGUCGUUGACGGUUACCGCCGAUCCCUCCGACUCCUCUGCCACCGGAUCCGUCAGCUUUACCGACACGUUCUCUGACUCCUUCUCCGACCUCACUACCUCCGCCGCCGCUGCCUCUUCGACAAGGGCUGCCGGGACUAUCACCUCGUCCAGGUCGGCCGCCACCUCGAGCGCGGAUAACGAAGAUCCAUCUGCGACUUCCACGGGCUCCUCCGACCCUCUUGGUAGUAAUGCGAACGGUGCUCGCGUUGCCGGGGCAGCCAACAUUGCUGGAGUGGUUGGUGCUGGGGUUUUGAUGGGUGUCGUGGCGUGCUUGGUGUAAGGGGCAGUAAAGAUUAUACCAAGUCGGCGAUGGAUGCGAGCAAGUCUGGUGGCUAGUCUUUCUUCGUUCUACCUUUACGAAUCUGGAGUAUACCUCGGACAUUCCUAACUCGAGUCUCGUCAUGUCUGCUCCGAACAUAACGUCAAUGAUAUUGUAUAUUUAUGGUGUACGG